CGCGGAAAUCGCGAAUUCCGUCUUUUUUUUGCAACGAAAUUCGCUAUUCAUGCACCUACGAAUCCAACUGGUGCACAACGUUUUUCACCGCUGGCUUGCUCUUCAUCGCUGCAAAUCGUAUGAUUUUUUAAUGAGAGGACAAAGCCUUUUACGAAUGUGUCUUGAAGAUUCAAUGCCGAAUGAGCUGGAAAGUUGAAACCGUUUGCGAAUCUUGUGUAAAAUGACGGGAGAAUUUUAUAACCUCAUUCAAUAUUCAUAAAUUUCCUGCUUGUUUGCUUUGACUUCGUCGCAAAAUGACCGACGACCUACACAAUUUCUUUUUCUACGCCAACACUUGUCACGUUUGCAAGUCCAGCGGAAACGAAUCACCUAUCAGAAAAUGCAGCAACUGCAAGAUGAUUUCGUACUGCAGCAAAGAACACCAAAAGCAGCACUGGCUUCAACACAAAAAUAUAUGCCGCGUCUUGGCAGAAAUGCUCGACGAACAUGACAAAUCGAAUCUGUUGGAAGGUUUGCGAAAUGUCAGUAUGGAAGAGUGGGUCAAAGCAAAGAUGAAUCUGAUGCUGAUGGCAAGCUUGAAGCUCAAACGAAAGCUGCUGCCCUAUGAAGAGGAGAUGUUCAAGUUUCCCAAAGCUUGCGUUGUCUGCCAUGAAGUAAAUUCAAAAUCAAUGACCGAUUGCCAAAUGUGCCCUUGCGCGAGCUUCUGCGCAGAGCAUCAGAAUGAUCCGGGCCAUGCUAAAAUUUGUGAUAUGCUGAAUCUAUGCUAUGAUUUGGAUAUUGCGUCCACUGUUUUCAUAAGGAAUCCACCAAGAAAUGUUGUACCUUAUCACACGGAGAUGGCUUACUUGCCAACUUCCAUAAAUGGCUUUAUCGAUUUAUAUGUCAAUGAAGACAAGUCAGCCCUUGUAUCCAGUGAUAUACAGAAGCCUCAUAUAUCAGAGUAUCUCACGAGAUCUUUGACUUUGCUCCAUGCAAUGGAGAGAUUAGAGUAUACAACUGGUUCUGAAAUGACUCUACAUAUUAUAGGAGCAAAUAUGAUUGAAGUUGAUGGGAUAGAAUUGUGGGAAACACUGUUGCAUUGGCUACCAUCUUUGACCAAACUAAAUUUAGUUUUAGUCGGUCCAGAACUUGAUAGCAAUAAUGAGAAGACAGAGUGUAACAUUUGUGAUUGUUGCGUCGAGAAGGGAAUGAAACUCUACCUCGAAACACAUGGCAUUUUGUACAAGGAUUAUGUUAAUAGUAAUAGUUUCGUUAAACCUGAUAUUAUAGUAGGAUAUAAUUUAGGAAUCCAUGAAUGUGAGAAUAUUGAUUCAGACAUGGAUUCAUGGUCCCAAUCUAUACGAAUUUUGCCUGAACAAAAAUGUCCAUUUGUCUUGACAUCAUAUACAUCUGAAGAGGCUGAAAAAGAACACAAAAGGCUGUGCGAUAUUUUGCAGAGAAAAGUGACUUGGUUAUGCUGUGAAAAAAAUCCCUUUUCUAGCUUGAGGCCUCAUAGAGAUUAUGAAACUGAAGGUGUUUAUUAUCAAAAUCAGUACAUAAUUAUCUAUAGAGACCUGGACUGAUCAAUUAAAAAAUUCGUGUUUUGAAUGUGAUUUCUGUGUGAUAUCCAGUUUUCUCUCUUGAAUGUAACCAAGUCUUGAAAUAUUCAAGCAUUCAAGCAAUGAUCCAUAUUGAAGUAUUAUUGAUAAUUACUAAUGGGUUGCAGUACUAUUAAAUAGUUAUUUGGUUUUAUUAUAACAUUUAUUAAAAGACCACGCACUUGCUCGUCUAUAGGCAACACACAAGUCAAUAUAUAAAUAAGAAUAUGAUAUAUUUAAUAAUUGUCUAGCAUAUUUUUCAGUAUUCAUAUGAAUAUACACCAUCCAAGUUGUAAGAUAGAAGCUCAUAGUUUUUACACCAUGUUUCAAUCAUAGAUUGAACACCAAGUCUAUUUACAGUUUUUUAAUAGUUGUUGUAAUAAAAGUAAAAAAACAACAAAAAUAUUGUUAUAACUAGAAUCUUGCAGCUCAAGUCUUGUUAAAUAAUUUUUAUAUGAAUUUUACAGUAUUUAAAUAGUAAUUAUCAAUAGUUUAUCUUCAGAGUUAUAGAAACUAAAAUUAUCAAUAGUUUAGUCGUGAAAAAUUUUGUAAACAAGGUCAUACAUUUAUCAGGUUUAGUUGUCCUUUUCGAAAAAUGUAUUUUUAGUUAAAAUCGUUUAUUUGUUAAAAAAAGACAAUUAUUUCCACUUAAAAUAGCUUGCAAGAGACAAAUUAAUGCAUGACCUUGUAAUUUUUUAAAUAGUCUUUUAAUAAACAUGCAAUUUGUAAUUUAGACAUAUAUAUCAUGCAUAUUAUAUCUGCCAAUACCGUACAAAAAAAUUAAUAAUUCCGUCAAGUACAAAAUCAAUUUAGCUAUAAUUUUAUAAAGUAGUCUUACCUUUAAACCUUGAAGCGCAAGUUCCACUUCUCGUAUCUAUGUAAAUAGCUCUUCCAUCUAAACCGCCGUAACAUUUGUUCAAUUGCACUGAAAUGCAAAGUUGCAUGCUGGAAAGUAUUUUUGUUGAAUCAAGAUUUAAUGUAUAAGAAUUCAUUGAAAUAAAUGUAAAAGCAUUGAUUGUUAAUUAAUGCACUGCCAUGUUUAAAAUUA
Molecule: messenger RNA, 2625 nt
Organism: Nasonia vitripennis (jewel wasp)
Lineage: Eukaryota; Metazoa; Arthropoda; Insecta; Hymenoptera; Pteromalidae
Product: putative protein MSS51 homolog, mitochondrial
Exons: 2
Coding region: 294-1562 (422 amino acids)
Cellular component (GO): extrinsic component of mitochondrial inner membrane
Source: RefSeq, a predicted model, not a curated record